Cuscuta campestris is the source of this 2652-nucleotide messenger RNA. The record is from the annotation of a GenBank genome assembly. Lineage: Eukaryota; Viridiplantae; Streptophyta; Magnoliopsida; Solanales; Convolvulaceae.
CAGCUCCAAACUGGGUGACCUGUGGCUGUAAAUGCUGCGAUCGAGUAAAGAAAAGCCCAGAAGACAACUGUUGGAGCUCCAUUGCUCGGACGGGAGUGCCAAGGACAUCCCCUCCGCCGCCAACCACCAUCUCCUCCGCCACAUUCUUUAGCUUUCCGGCAGUCUCUGCCGCAUCCGCGCCCUCCACGGCGGAGGCACACCACCUCCUCGUCUUUGUUUACUUGUUAGAAGAAAAUGGGUUGCGCAGCUUCGAAGCUGCAUAACGACGAAACCGUGCGGCGGUGCAGGGAGCGGCGGCGCUUGAUGAAGGAGGCCGUCUAUGCUCGGCACCACCUCGCUUCCGCUCAUUCUGAUUACUGCCGCUCCCUCCGGCUCACUGGUUCCGCCCUCACGACUUUCGCCUCCGGCGAGUAUCUCGCCGUCUCCGACCAGUCCCCUGCUGUGGUUCUCCGUACUCCCUCGGCAUCCAACUUCAAAACGCCUCUUCCGCCGCCUCCGAUUAAGAUCCACCAACCACCUCCGUCCAUUCGUACUCCUCAGCCGCGUCAAUUCUCCUAUUCAGAUUCUCCCACCAUCGCCUCCUCCAAACUUCCCCACAUCCUCUCCGCCGCCCCAUCCAUCUCCUCCCAGCGCCAACACCGCCGCCAACCACCACACCCGCUAAACCCCGUCAAACUCCCUCACAUCCUUUCAGAGUCAAGCCUCUCGUCCACGCCUAAAGCUCACAAUCCAUUCGAGAAACGCAAUUACACGUACAACGCGAAAGCCAAUUCAACCUAUUCUCGAACUCCUUCGCAAGCCUCAUCCGUUUGGAACUGGGAAAAUUUCUACCCUCCUUCACCCCCAAGUUCCGAGUACUUCGAACAGCUUCAGAAGAACAACAAUGAUGAUGGGUUUGAUGCUGAUAGGUCAUCUUCUCAUUCUCAGUACUCACAAGGAGUUUCUAACAAGGAUUAUCAUCAUAAACGAUUUGAAUUUUUACAUACCCAGAGCACUGAGGACGAGAAGGCUUCUAAUUAUUCAUCACACUCUCACUACUCGAAUGGGAAAUUUCGGGCUCAAGAUCCGGUUCUAUCAAGGGAACAUAUAGAGCAUGGCCAGCACCAUCACCAACACACUAAUUGGGAUAGCGAAGCAGAGAGGGAAGUAGUAGAGUGCAGCGAGUGGGAUGACCAUGAUCACUAUAGUACUACGAGCUCGUCCGACAUUGAGGAAGGAGAGAAAGAGGAUUUGAGGUCUGAGAUUGGGGCAAAACGGUCAAAUUUUGGUUGCGCAUCAGCGAAGAAUGAGGCUUCUCCUGCCCAGAUGAGGUGGAACUCAAUCAAUGGGUCUGCCAGGAAAUGUGAAACAGACGACGGAAGGUCCUCCUCAAUGAGCUGGGGCUAUGAGACUGCCAACGGGGAAAUGAUCUCUGAUACAAGAAUAGUUGUAAGGCACACGGAUCUUGCUGAGAUUGUGGCUGCCAUCAAAGAGUACUUUGACAAUGCUGCUUCUGCCGGAGAGCAGGCAUCUGAGAUGCUGGAGACAGGCCGUGCACAAUUGGACCAAAGCUUUAGGCAGUUGAAGAAGACAAUUUACCAUUCAAGUGGUGUUCUGAGCAACUUGAGUUCAAGCUGGAGCUCAAAGCCUCCAUUGGCAGUCAAGUACAAGUUUGAGCCCAGUUCAAUCAUGGGAGUGGACGGUUCUAAGAGUCUUUGUUCCACAUUGGAACGUCUAUUGGCUUGGGAAAAGAAACUUUAUCAGGAGGUGAAGGUACUCAUGUUGAUCUUGAUUUUCUCGAUAUUUUCUCUUUUUCAAAUGGCCUAAUUCUCACACACUGGGCAAAAUUUUGACCAUAUGCCGCUAACAAUACUGGUAUCCUUGGAAUUAUCUUUGCUAUAAAAUGUCAUCAUUAUAAAUGGAAAAUUGUUUUGAAUUCCCGGAAUCUUGUAAUGCAAUUAUGUCAAAGAUGGUGGAGGUGCGUAAAUCAGGUUUUGGAUGAUUAUCUCUGAGCAUUUUUGAGCCUUUUGACAGUCCAACUUUUUUGGGUCUAAUGAGUUCAGUUGUAGUGGAAUGACAAGAUUGCUGAUGUUUCUUUGAUAUUGUAACGACAAUCUAUUAUGAUGUUAUGAUGUUGAUAUUGAGCACAGGGAGGUCUUCCGUUCUAAUUCUCGCUGCAAUUUGUGCCUAACAAUGAUAAAACCUUGUAAGGAAUAGACAGGUAGGAGUCAGAGUAAUGUGUUAUUACUCUUCAGUUUUGUUUAUUUGAUCAUGGCCUUUCUGAAAUGUUAUUACUGCGAAUGAAACUGGGAAUGCCGUCCUGAAUCAUGUCUAGCUAAAAAAGUGGUGUUCAAAAUAAACAUUGUGAAGUAUUCUCAUUUUGUUGAAUAGGUUGGGCAUAUGGGUUGAUCAAGUUACGUAAUGGGUACUUCUUUUGCAGCAUAUAAUUUGUAGGAACAAAAGAGAUGUCCUUAGGAACCUUUAACUUUCCUAUGUCAUCUUCGCUUUCCCUUUUGUGAGAUAGUUCCCUCUUGUUGCAAUUGUAGUGAGUUGAAUAAAUGACGAGUUCCUCAGGAAAGCAUUUACAGCACUUUCCCUUGGAUACUCCUUAUACUCCCUCCGUCCAAAAAAAAAGGUUCUUAGUUUGACUUGACAUAAAGUUUAAGGAAAGUG